CUCAUAACCAACGAUGUAAGGCUUUCGGCAAACAACCAUCCACAUUGGUCGAUAUAAACUGGCCAACCUUGAAGUUAGCGAAAUUUCGCCCAGUACGGGCACGUUGACACAGAAUUUAGGAUCCUGAAAUUCUAUCAUGGACGAUGAUAGUGCCGAGAUCGAGCUCCUAGAGCAGAACCUCAACAAAACGCACCAGAUCUCACAGCGGAUGACUUCCAUCCUGACAAAUUUCGACACUCGCCUCGUGAAACUCGAGAAGUCUAUCCUACCACUAUACAACUCGACACAGAAACUUAAGCAACGGGCUCAUAAUAUUGAUCGCGCUCUGCUGAAGAUCGACGAGGUUGCUAGUAGUCAAGAUGGCAUCGCCGUGGAAGAAGGACUGGUUUUACGGGGGCCGCAACUUGGUCAACUUGAAGCCUACAUUGAUAUACUUGAACGUCUUAAUGCUGCCAUUGCAUUCAAGUCCUCCGAUGCAGAUUCAAGAGAUAUGGCGCGACUGAUCGAGACCGGUGCGAAGAAGCUUACCCAGUUGUAUACUAAGCUUGUCGCAGAAGGCUCCUCGGGAUCUCCACCAGUUUCAGGUCUUGCGUUCAUGCUCACCGAGUUUCCUCCUUCCUUAAUGUCCUCCCUCACACCCCUUGUCGCCUUCCUCCGUACUCUGCCCCUUCCAUCAACGCAUCCCUCUCACCCCGCUGCUUCAGCUAUUUUAAACACGCUCAAGGAUGCACAGCGAGGGUAUGCAGACAUGCGCGGGAGUUGGAGUCGCAAAGCACUCGAAAUGCAUUCACGACGAGUUGUGGACCGAGCCGAGACUCUAGAUGGCGUGGCUGCUGGGAAGGAGUUUAGCAUCUGGAUAGACAAUUUGCUCAAAGUCACUGAGACAGAAUACACCCUCCUCACCGAACUCGCCCCACUGUCUAGCAACACCCUCAUUGCAUCGACUUAUGAUACACUUCUUACUCCUCUCCUGACCCUCUUCACGGAUACCUUGUCAUCUCUGACAUCCCUCAUAAAGCGCUCGCUGCACAAAUACACGUUCCAUGCGCUCUCUGCGUUUUCUGCUCUAACAAUGUCUCAGAGUCGCUGGGAGUCUGUGCUAGCAAGACGUGGACGCGAGGGAAAUGAGUUACGAGACGGGCUCAAUGCGAUCCGUGGUGUAUGCCUCAGGAGCUUUCCCGAAUUCUUAGCUGAUUUGAAGCUUGCCGCUGCUGGCAAGGGCGGUGACUUGAGUGUCGGCUUAGCGGACAUCACUAUUUCGACCGUGCAGUAUCUGAAUCGCAUCCCCGAUGUCCAGGAUGCUGUCGGGUCUGCAUUGUCUGCGCUCGGGGAUGGGAAUUGGAAAAUGGGUGACGGGAAGCAAGUAGGGAAAACUUCCAAGUCCAACCCUGUAGAGGUAAACGAAAAAGUCCUGAUUCAGCAUUUUGUUUUCGACGUCAUGAAUACUCUCAUCGGGAGCCUUACAACUCUUUCACGCACACAACGCCGGCCUCCCUUCGGUUCUGUGUUCCUCAUUAACAAUGUCUCCCAUCUUGUAUCUCACCUCGUCUUGCGCCCCACGAACCCAAACACACCUUCCUUGCUGUCUAGGCCCACAACAGAUUUCCUCACCUCGUCGUGGCGCACUGCAAAGGCAGGUUACUUUGAUGCCAGCUUCUCACCCCUCAUGCAGACGCUCGCCGACGACGCACGAGAUAAGACAAGCGGCAGUGGUUGGAAGGCGGCAGCGAAGGAGAAGUUUACGCGCUUUUAUGACUUGCUUGAAGAGGUUGGAGAACGACAUCGGAUAGCAAAAGUAUUGGAAGAGGAUCCAGAGGAGAGGAGCGCUGUUGGGGAGGAGGUAGUAAAGCUGGUUCUUCCGUCGUUGCAGCGGUUCAUGCAAAAGCAGAAGGAGAAAGAGUUCAGCAAGAGUGAGCUUCUUACCCUUGUCGUAUGCAAUAAACUAACGCUUCACCAGAUCCUCAAAAGUGUAAGCCAUCCCGUAUUUUUGCGCGAAUCUGCUUCCUUUGACAACGCGUCCCGUAGAUAUCAAGUUGUCUCCUGAGGAA
Molecule: messenger RNA, 2048 nt
Organism: Suillus subaureus
Lineage: Eukaryota; Fungi; Basidiomycota; Agaricomycetes; Boletales; Suillaceae
Product: Cullin repeat-like-containing domain protein
Exons: 9
Coding region: 137-2044 (635 amino acids)
Biological process (GO): exocytosis
Cellular component (GO): exocyst
Molecular function (GO): phosphatidylinositol-4,5-bisphosphate binding
Source: RefSeq, a predicted model, not a curated record